GCGACACGGGCGAGAAUGGCACGCCUCGAGACGGAAUCGCGUUGACUGGGUGGUCGUUGGUGUUGAAGACAUACUGCCAGUCCGUAGACCCGGGGCUGUCGGAAAUGUGGAAGAAGCGUCAGUCGAUCGAUUCGGACGAGUUGGACAAUGAAGAGCUGGACAGCCAAGCUGAAGGUGCAUCAGCGGCAAUAUUCUACAUACUGGCGUUGCAGUGUAAGGAGAAGGCGCUUGGCAUCGUGCAGUCGGUGCCCGAGCGAGCCGUAUUCCAAGCGUGGCAUCGCCUGCGCCAGGAGUUCGAGCCGAAG
Messenger RNA from Prorocentrum cordatum, 305 nucleotides. The record is from the annotation of a GenBank genome assembly. NCBI's taxonomy places the organism in Eukaryota, Dinophyceae, Prorocentrales, Prorocentraceae.